This is a messenger RNA of Dermatophagoides pteronyssinus (European house dust mite), 1192 nucleotides long. RefSeq names its product ADP-ribosylation factor GTPase-activating protein 1 (gene ArfGAP1). Gene Ontology annotation, molecular function: GTPase activator activity. Gene Ontology annotation, cellular component: Golgi membrane. Gene Ontology annotation, biological process: regulation of endocytosis; regulation of ARF protein signal transduction. NCBI's taxonomy places the organism in Eukaryota, Metazoa, Arthropoda, Arachnida, Sarcoptiformes, Pyroglyphidae. The record is from RefSeq and is a predicted model, not a curated record.
UGUGGAUAAUACGUGGCAGAUUUCAUCAUCUUCUUUCCUUUGAUCCAAAAAUUUUUUUUUGUUCGUUUGGCUAAAAAAAAUGGCCAGUCCAAAAACUCGUCGAAUUUUAUCGGAUUUAAAACCAACACAAGAUAAUAAUUAUUGUUUUGAAUGUAAUGCACAUAAUCCACAAUGGGCAUCCGUUACUUAUGGUAUUUGGAUUUGUUUAGAAUGUUCGGGUAAACAUCGUAGUCUUGGUGUACAUCUUAGUUUUGUACGUUCAAUUACUAUGGAUAAAUGGAAAGAAAUUGAAUUAGCUAAAAUGAAAGUUGGUGGUAAUAAAAAAGCUAAAGAUUUUUUUAGUAAACAAAAUGAUUGGGAUGAUACUAUGCCAUUGAAUGAUAAAUAUAAUACACGUGCUGCAGCUCUUUAUCGAGAUAAAAUUUCCACUGAAGCUAAAGGUGAAAAAUGGUCUAUAGAAACAUCAAAUGCUGAAAAUUAUAUACCAAAAAAGAUAAUUUCAAAUUCAUCAUCAUCAUCAUCUACAACGAAUAAUUCAUAUCAAAAUCAAAAUCCAGGAACAGGUGGACGAGCAUUUGAAGAAAAUUGGGAAGAAAAUAGUUAUCAAAGUGGACCAAAUUUUGGUGGAUAUUCUGGUUUUGGUUGUAAUAUGAGAUCAUCUCAAUCCGAUUAUGGCAUAAAUUCUUGGGGAACAUUUUCAUCCACAUUCUCGAAUCUCACUUCAAACGCUACAAGAAUGUUAUCGCGUGCAUCGAAUGUAGCUACACAAAAAGUUUCUGAAAUAAGCGAUAAUGUUAAUGAUAAAUUAAAAGAUGGAAUCAGCAUCAACGAUAUACAAAGUCAAGUAACUGGAAUUGGAUCAAGAAUGGCCGAUAUAAGUCGUCGUGGUUGGCAAGAUAUAUCAAUGAUGUUUAAUAAACGUUCAUCAUCAUAUGCAGAUCCAAAUGAUUCAUUUAUAACAUCAAAUGAUAAUGGUUUUGGUAAUGGUGGUUAUACUGGUAGUUAUCAAAAUAAUGAAAAACGAAAUUCAUCAUCAUCAUCAUCAUCAGCGAUGCCCAAAUCGAACAGCAGCAACAACAACAAAACUGGUGGUAAUGAUUGGGAAGAAUGGUGAACCUUCUCGAACCUUCAAAAUACCUUUUUGAAAAAAUAAAUCGUGUGACCAAUAAAUUAUCUAAUUAGUUUUAACGAA